Messenger RNA from Mus musculus (house mouse), 4931 nucleotides. It is a transcript of the gene Klhl35, whose product is annotated as kelch-like 35. The record is from RefSeq and is a predicted model, not a curated record. The transcript is spliced from 7 exons. Bases 2986 to 4725 code for a protein of 579 amino acids. NCBI's taxonomy places the organism in Eukaryota, Metazoa, Chordata, Mammalia, Rodentia, Muridae.
UACAGUGUGUGUGUGUGUGUGUGUGUGUGUGUGUGUGUGUGUGUGUGUCACAGUACAGAUGUGAAGGUCAGAGGGAAACUUGUGAGAGUCAGGUCUUCCAGAGCAGGAGCUUGAGGCAGGAACUGAAGCAGAGACCAAGGAGGAACACUCCUUGCUGGUUCGCCUCCCUGUGGCUUGCUCACAUGCCUUUUAUGAAGCCCAGGACCACCUGGCUAGUAUGGCACCUCCCAUCACAGUUGAAUCCUCUUACAUCAAUUAGCAAUUAAAAAAAGGAAACAAAAAACACAAAAACCCAGACAUGGCCACAAACCAGUUACAAGGCAAUCCUUCAGUUGAGGCUCCUUCCCAGGUGACUAUGGGUUUGUGUCAGGUUAAUAACUGGACCUAUGACGGGGUCCCAGAGACUGACCUUAAGUUAUCAGAUUUGGCAGCUUGUGCCUUUCCCUGCCAAGCCAUCUCCCUGCCCCCAUGAUGCCCUGUCUCCGCUAUACUGAGAAGUUCAUUCAGGCAGCUUACCACUUCCUGGAGCGGAGGUCUUGGUUACUUUUCUAUUCUUAUGCUAAAACAUCACAACUUGGGGAGGAAUGGGUUUAUUCCAUUUUACAUCUCUCAGGUCACUGAGGUAAGUCAGGGCAGGAAGUCAAAGCAGGAACCAGAAGGCAGGAACUGAAGCAGAGACCAUGGAGGAACAAGGCUUACUGGCUGGUUCCUCAUGGCUUGCUCAGUUUGAUUUCUUAUACAACCCAGGACCGCCUACCCUUCCCCCAACCCGAGGGAUGGGACGUCCCACAUCAAUCACCGACUUAGAAAAUGAGCCUCAGGCUUGUCCACAGGCCACUUAGGUGGAGAUGUUUUCUCGGUUAAGUGUCUCUCUUCCCCAGUGACUUUUGCUUGUGUCAAGUUGACAUAAAAUUAGUCAACACACUGGGCUGGCGAGAUGGCUCAGUGGUUAAGAGUGCUGACUGUUCUUCUGAAGGGCCUGAGUUCAAAUCCCAGCAACCACAUGGUGGCUCACAACCAUCCGUAAUGAAGUCUGAUGCCCUCUUCUGGAGUGUCUGAAGACAGCUACAGUGUACUUACAUAUAAUAAAUAAAUAAGUCUUAAAAAAAAAAAGUCAGCACAAGCUGCGUCCACUGACAACCUCAGCUGGACUUGAGAAUGCACGCUCUGCGCUAGAUUUUUACCACCAGAACAAAAAACCAGAGUAAAACAACAUAGUAAGAAGUAGGAUUUAUUUUUCAAUACUUGGUAACUUAACUAUUGCUACUAGGAAGAGUAUCAUGGUGUCAGGGAGCAUGUGUCAGAACAAAUGACAUACUCCAUGGUGGGCAGGAGCCAGAAAGCAAGAAAAUACAGGGCCAACCAACUAUACCCCAACUUGAACUCUCUGCCACUUCACAGUAAUACCAUCAAAUUAUUAGUCCAUUAAUGGAUGAGCCCAUUAGAAAGGUGCUCAAAGACUUCUCCAUAGUACCACCAGCCUAGGGACCAAGGUACCAACUUGUAGAGCUUUAAAAAUAAUUUUUUUUGGAGACAGGGACUCACUAUAUAGCCCUGAGCUAUCCCAGAAUUCACUAAGUAGACCAGGCUGUCCCAGAACUUGCAGAGAUCCUGAGUAUUGAAAUAAAUAGCAUGUACCACACUACACCUGAUCUAAAUUUUUCUCAUUUUUAUUUGUUAUGUGCGGAUGUGUGAAUGUGCAUGGGUACCUGUGUGCUACAAGUAUGUAUGUGAAUGGGUUCUCUCCUUCCACCUUGUGGAUUUCAGAUAUCCUCAGGCAUAGAAGCAGGUGCCUUUAUCUCUGAGCCAUCUCUCUGGCGCCAUAAAGCCUUCCAGGGGACACUCUAUACUCAUACCAAACCAUAAUAUCUCCCAUCUUCCACGAUCUCUAAGCCUACCUGAGCCAGGCAGUAUCGGGCUCUAACACACAGAGGUAACUCCACACAAAGGGCAGAGUCACCAUUACCCUCCUGCUGAUGAGCGACGUCAGGCCGAGGGGCAGGCAUCGAUGUAGUCAGUGUUGUCCAGUGACAACACUGUGACAGUGACAGUAUGACAACUGUGACAGUGUCCUGACACAACAGGACAGACGCUAUUGGAGGCCACCUCCUCCCUGGAUUGCUGUGCUCCUGUGACAAGCCCUGCAGUCCUUCACAGAGGCAGCAAGAGGUCCCACACCACCCUCUAAACCCACACUGUCUGGCUCCGGGAGGUCAGGUGGACUCAGAGCCAUCCCAUUCUCUCUCCAUCCACUUCAAUGUGCUCAGUGCCAACACGUGCUCCCACUGUGUCCUUUCCACUUGGACACCACACAAUACACACAACCCAGAAGAUCCUGGUCACACCUGCAUGAGCAUCUGUCCACACAGACACCUUAUACUCAUUCCUUACACACACAAACCCGACAUGCAAAUGACCAGUCACAAAUACAGUGACAGGAACGCUGUGAGGGAGGAACCUGUGUGAGUUGGUGACAAAGAGGCAGAAGGGAAACCAGGAUCCACAACAAAGGCAGCCACAUUCUUGGUUACAUCCAAAGCUAUGUAGUCACAUGUCCCCAGAGCCCAAGCACCCCAGUACUACAGUCACUGUGUGUAUGCACUCACACACAUACAAGUUCUAGAAACACCUACACACUGAUAACCACCCAUCUACCUGAAGCAGACACCCCAACCUUCAAAACACCGCAGCCCACCAUAACACACAACCAAUUCCACGCUUAUCUACACUCCUCCCUUCCAAAACUGGCCCAAGAGUGGAACAAAAGCCCAGUGCCCAUUCCUACCGGCUCCCUCUCCUCCCCUCCCCCCCUGGCGCCCAGACAGACCCUUUGUCCUCCCGCAGCUGAGCCCAAGUGGGAGUCUAGGCAAAGCGAGAAUAAAAUCAGCUCAGGCUGCAAGGCAAGCAGGCAGAGCUGGCAAGCGGCAGGCACAGACAGGAGCAGCUCUGCCAGAGAAGCAGUCCCAGGAAGAGGGCGUGGCCAGGAUGAGGGAGACCCCGGAGCGCGAGGAGGAGCCGGGCACAGAGGCCCCGUGCGCCGCGUCCUGCCACGCGCAGCGCAUCCUGCAGACGCUCAACGCGUACCGCCGGAGCGGCACCCUCACCGACGUGGUGCUGCGCGCCGGAGGCCGCGACUUCCCGUGCCACCGCGCGGCGCUGAGCGCGGCCAGCGCCCACUUCCGCGGCCUGUUCGCGGCCGGUCGUCCAGAGCGCGCGGCGGCGGUGGUCCCGGUAGGACCCGAGACGCCGGGGACGGCGGCGGCCCUGGCCGUGGUGCUCGACUACGUGUACGGCGCGGGCGUGCGGCUGCGCGCCGAGGACGAGGCGGCCGCCGUGCUGGCGCUGGCCGAGCGGCUGGGCGUGGCCGGGCUGCGGGAGGCCUGCGCGCGCUUCCUCGAGGGCCGCCUGCGCGCCGCCAACAGUCUGGCGCUGCGACGCGUCGCCGCCGCCUUCUCGCUCGCCUCCCUGGCCGAGCGCUGCGGCCGCGUGCUGCGCCAGGCCUUCGUGGAGGUGACGCGCCACGCCGACUUCCUGGAGCUCGCGCCCGACGAGGUGGCGGCGCUGCUGGCCGAUCCCGCGCUGCGCGUGGCGCGCGAGGAGGCCGUGUUCGAGGCGGCCAUGCGCUGGGUGCGCCACGACGCGCCGGCUCGCCGCGGGCAGCUGCGUCGCCUCCUGGAGCACGUGCGCCUGCCGCUGCUGGCGCCCGCCUACUUCCUGGAGAAGGUGGAGGCGGACGAGCUGCUGCAGGCGUGCGGCGACUGCCGCCCUCUGCUGCUCGAAGCCCGCGCCUGCUUCAUCCUGGGCCGGGAAGCGGGCGCGCUGCGGGCCAGGCCGCGGAGGUUCAUGGACUUAGCUGAAGUGAUCGUGGUCAUUGGCGGGUGUGACCGAAAGGGGCUCCUGAAGCUGCCUUUUGCGGAUGCUUACCACCCAGAAAGUCAGCGCUGGACCCCACUGCCUAGCCUGCCUGGUUAUACACGCUCUGAAUUUGCCUCCUGUGCACUUCGAAAUGACAUUUACGUUUCUGGAGGUCACAUCAACAGCCGUGACGUCUGGAUGUUUAGCUCCCAUCUGAACACCUGGAUCAAGGUUGCCUCAAUGCACAAGGGCAGGUGGAGGCACAAGAUGGUGGCCCUGCAGGGACAGCUCUUUGCAGUAGGUGGCUUCGAUGGCCUGAGACGCCUGCGCAGCGUGGAGCGCUAUGACCCGUUCUCCAACACCUGGGCAGCCAUAGCGCCCCUGCCGGAGGCCGUGAGCUCUGCAGCCGUGGCGCCCUGCGCUGGCCAGCUAUACGUGAUUGGGGGCGCAGGACAGGACGGUGUCAACACUGACAAGGUGCAGUGCUUUGACCCCAAGGAGGACCAGUGGAGCCUGCGGUCCCCAGCACCCUUCUUGCAGCGGUGUCUUGAGGCUGUCUCCCUGGAAGACACCAUUUAUGUGGUGGGAGGCCUCAUGAGCAAAAUUUUCACCUAUGACCCUGGCUCAGAUGUCUGGAGAGAGGCAGCUGACCUGCCCAGCCCUGUGGUAUCAACUAGCAAAGAAUGGACAAGAGACCUACCUGCUAAGUUCCCUAUUCCAGUGGCAUCAGUGACCAGAGGCGCAAGUUCUGACUCCCACAGCCCCUUGCUCCCCCUGCACCCACCUGUCACCCCAAAACUCCAAAGAAACUAUGUAUCAGGUAUAAUUGGUGGUUCCUGUCCAUUUGGGUCCUGGAUGACUCAAGGCUGAGGCUUCCAACUUCUCUGAAUACGACUGUAGGAUGGUGUCACUGUUCCCGUGUGUACAAUCUUCCAGGCCUGAGCACAAUCUUCUAAGCAUAUCUUUAGCUUUCUGGCUAAGAUCAAAUGAAGGCUAUGCCAUAUUCAAUGUAGAGGAUGGUUAUUCUUUGAACUGUGCUAUGAGACCUAAGACAUAAAGCAUGUGACUUGUCUCGA